CCUAAUUGGCCGUGUCCGUUAAGUCCUUUCUUUUCCGAAGGAUCUAACUUUCUCCCGGAACUCCGACGCCGAAGCUCAAAUGGAAAAAGAACAUGAGCUCCAGAAGCUAAACAGUCAAGUUUCUGCUCCACGAGACGGAGAUGUAGAAGAUGACGAUCCACUAGUGUUGAGCUCUCAAGCUUUGGCGGCGCUCCAGGAAUUUCUAGCCGACCAGGACAAGGCUGUUGCGAGCACGCCACUUGCGUCUUCCGUCGCCGGAGAAGAGGCUUCCGAUAAAGUGGAGCUGGUUACGGAGGAUUGGAGACUCAGCCAGUUCUGGUACGAACCUGAAACCGCAGAGACUGUAGCAGAGGAAGUGGUCACUCUCUCUAGUAGAUUCUCAGGCUGCAGAGUCGCUUGCAUUGCUUGCCCUACUCUCUACGUUCAUCUCAAGAAAAGGGAUCCGAGUCUUCAGGUGCAAUUGCUUGAGUACGAUAUGAGAUUCGAGAGAUAUGGAAAUGAGUUCACUUUCUAUGAUUACAACGAACCAGAAGAUCUGCCGCUUCAGCUGAAACAUUGCUUCCAUGUAAUCGUUGCAGAUCCUCCCUACUUGAGUAGGGAAUGCCUGGAAAGAGUUAGUCAAACAAUUUCGUUUCUCGCAAGCCCAGUAGAUUCAUUGUUGCUUCUUCUCACAGGAGAGGUGCAGAGAGAACAUGCAGCUGAGCUAUUAGGUGUUCGUCCUUGUGUGUUUAAGCCUCAUCACUCUAGCAAACUCGGAAACGAAUUUCGACUGUUUAUAAGUUAUGAUCCAGGUACCAGAUUAGGAGGCUUGGAAGAAGACAGCUAGUUGUCCAUCUUUGUUGAUUUACUUGUUUCCGGCAUUUCAAGCCCAUCAUCCUCUUGCACUGGAGGAAGGGUUGUGGUGGGGAACGCUUAUGUGUGUUGCUUCCCUCUCAUCCUAUCUCUCAGCUCUCUGUUCUUGGAUAUUUUUAAUCCAUGUUCUCUUUGGUGACCUCACUGUCUACAAUCGUUCUCUGUUCUGUAUCUUGUUGCAACCACUGAACCCCAUAUCUCAACCCUGAAUCUCUGAUAUAUACUUUACGUUAUCAAAUCUCAACAUAUUUACCAAAA
Molecule: messenger RNA, 1110 nt
Organism: Arabidopsis lyrata subsp. lyrata
Lineage: Eukaryota; Viridiplantae; Streptophyta; Magnoliopsida; Brassicales; Brassicaceae
Product: protein-lysine N-methyltransferase N6AMT2
Exons: 5
Coding region: 80-826 (248 amino acids)
Biological process (GO): methylation
Molecular function (GO): nucleic acid binding; protein-lysine N-methyltransferase activity
Source: RefSeq, a predicted model, not a curated record